AUGGUCCUCGAACGCCUUCAGCAGAUGGCCUCUCAUCUGACCGGCCAGGUCGCACAACACCACCCAUUCGAUCCAUUGAGCACUGAUGAGAUUGCUGCAGCUGUCGCGAUUGUCCGCAAGGAGCAUGCAGACCUCUUUUUCAACGCCGUAACGUUAUGGGAACCACGGAAAGAGGACAUGCUGAAAUGGCAGUCGUCGCCCGACACUGCACCAAAGCCCCGUCGAGUAGCGGAUGUCGUAGCUAUUGGUCGAGGCAGCAAAGUGUACGAUGGCCUUGUCGAUCUCAACGAAGGCAGAAUCGUGCAGUGGGAACUCACAGAGGGCGUACAACCGCUCAUCACAAUGGAAGACCUCCAGAUUGUAGAGUCCGUCGUGAGAAAGGACGCCAAAGUCAUCGAGCAAUGCGGCAUCCUAGGCAUCCCAGAAUCAGACAUGCACAAAGUCUACUGCGACCCAUGGACCAUCGGGUUCGACGAGCGUUUCGGCUCUGGUGUCCGACUCCAGCAAGCACUAAUGUACUACCGUCCCCACCCAGACGACUGCCAGUACACAUACCCCCUCGACUUCUGCCCCAUCUACAACAGCGACACCCAAGAGAUCGUCCACAUCGACAUUCCCAAAGUGCGUCGACAACUCAACCAAGCACCACCAAUCAACUACCACGCCGAAGCCAUCGAAAAGGAGGGCGGUUUCCGCAAAGACAUAAAGCCAAUCAACAUCACCCAACCUGAAGGUGUCUCCUUCUCAAUCGACGGCCGCACGCUCAAAUGGCAGAACUGGAGCGUCCACAUCGGCUUCAACUACCGCGAGGGCAUUGUUUUGUCCAACAUAACUUUCAACGACAAAGGCAAUGUACGCCCGGUCUUCUGGCGGAUGUCCCUAGCAGAAAUGGUCGUCCCGUACGGCAACCCCGAACGACCUCACCAACGCAAACAUGCCUUCGAUCUAGGCGAGUACGGCGGCGGCUACAUGACCAACUCCCUCGCCCUCGGCUGCGACUGCAAGGGAGCGAUCCACUACAUGGACGCCGCCUUCGUCAACCGCGCCGGCGACCCCCAAACGAUCAAAAACGCCAUCUGCAUCCACGAAGAGGACGCCGGGAUCCUCUUCAAACACACCGACUUCCGCGACGAGUCCUGCACCGUCACCCGCGCCCGCAAACUCCUCAUCUCCCACGUCUUCACCGCCGCCAACUACGAAUACUGCGUCUACUGGAUCCUGCACCAAGACGGCACGAUCCAGCUCGAGAUCAAACUGACGGGCAUCCUAAACACCUACGCCAUGUACCCCGGCGAAUCCGCCGCGCCGUGGGGGACGGAAGUCUACCCCGGCGUCAACGCUCACAACCACCAACACUUGUUCUGUCUCCGCGUGGACCCCAACAUCGACGGCCAAGCCAAUACGAUCUUCCAAGUCGAUGCCGUAGCUGGGGAAGCACCCGUCGGCAGCGAGGAGAAUUUCUACGGGAAUGCUUUUUAUGCUAAGAAGACGAAGUUGGAUACCAUGGCUACGGGGAUGAGUGAUUACGAUGGGAGUACGAGUCGGACGUGGGAGAUGGCCAACACGAAUAAAUUGAAUCCGUAUAGCAAGAAGCCUGUCUCGUAUAAGCUGGUGAGUAGGGAAGUACCUCCGCUGCUGCCGAAGGAAGGGUCGCUGGUGUGGAAACGGGCGGGGUUCGCUAGGCAUGCCGUGCAUGUCACUAAGUACGACGACGAACAACUCCACCCCGCCGGCCGCCACGUCCCCCAAACCUCCGGCGAACCCUCGGCGGGCCUCCCAGCCUGGAUCGCCGCCAACCCCACCGCCAGCCUCGACAACACCGACGUCGUCCUCUGGCACACCUUCGGGCUAACCCAUUUCCCCUCCCCCGAGGACUACCCCGUCAUGCCCGCCGAGCCCAUGACGGUCCUGCUGCGCCCCCGCAACUUCUUCACGCAGAAUCCCUGCAUGGAUGUCCCGCCCAGUUACUCUAGUACGCCAAGUCAGAUUGCAGAGGGCAAGACGGGGAUUAGGGGGAUAGUGGAUAAUUUGAGUCGGUUGGCUUUUGGGGGGAAGGUCGGGGAGAAGGGGGGGAGUGGGGAUUGUGGAUGUAAUUGA
This is a messenger RNA of Recurvomyces mirabilis, 2097 nucleotides long. RefSeq names its product peroxisomal copper amine oxidase (gene AMO1). Gene Ontology annotation, molecular function: copper ion binding; quinone binding; primary methylamine oxidase activity. NCBI's taxonomy places the organism in Eukaryota, Fungi, Ascomycota, Dothideomycetes, Mycosphaerellales, Teratosphaeriaceae. Gene Ontology annotation, biological process: amine metabolic process. The transcript has 2 exons. Bases 1 to 2097 code for a protein of 698 amino acids. The record is from RefSeq and is a predicted model, not a curated record.